Messenger RNA from Ceratitis capitata (Mediterranean fruit fly), 2223 nucleotides. Its product is annotated as P protein-like. Lineage: Eukaryota; Metazoa; Arthropoda; Insecta; Diptera; Tephritidae. Gene Ontology annotation, cellular component: membrane. Gene Ontology annotation, biological process: transmembrane transport. The coding region runs from base 1 to 2223 and encodes 740 amino acids. The record is from RefSeq and is a predicted model, not a curated record. The transcript has a single exon.
AUGGCCAACAAUUUUGAGGAAGAUGAUAAAAGUGAUAUUGAUGAUAUAAAUUUGGAUGAGCCCGACGAAGAGCCACCACUGUCAAAGGAUAAAGAUGUGAAAAAGAAGCUACGCCUAAAUCUGCCCCAAGAAGAGCCAGAGCGCGCGUCAUCGAUUCAUAUAGUAAGAACUCCAUUUCAAAAGACUCUCUAUUACAUAAAAGUGAUAUUUCUCUGCGGUAUUUGGCUUGUGAUGGCUGUGCUAUUGCCAACAAUGCCACUCGAGAAAAUGGAGGGCUUCCUCACGACAAUCUUUCCAAACGAGACAAAGACCAUCAUUAUCAAUCCGAAGCGUAUUUCACGUAGUGCACUCGGUCUGAGAGCUUAUGGUCCCUUCCUGGUCAGCGUACACGCCUCCAAGACAGAUGCGGGCGUAAAUAAACACAUGACAGCUUAUUUGGAGAAAGCCAUUUUCGAUGCGAGUGGAAAAAAUAUAACAAACGUAAUGCUGGUAUCGAAUGUACAAUACUUUAUGCUCACUAACAUCGAGCAGAUGGAUUAUGUGAAACCAGUGAAGGUGUAUGGCCACUUUAGUAUGACGAACUAUACGGCGGAGGCAAGCGAGAAAGUCCAACUGCAGUUACGUAUGAACACAAAUAUCGAUAGAGAACUAACGAUGAAAUAUUUCUUUGAACGUUCCCUGGAUGCGCACACUGGCAUCAUACUCGGCGGCUUGGUGCUGGCCUUCCUGUACAUAUCGAUAGUGUGGGAGCUGAUCAAUCGCACCUUUGUCUCGAUUAUAGCAGCCACUUUGGCUAUUGCGGUGCUGGGCUUUAUGCGCUCAUGGCCGAAUGUUAGUAAGAUCAUUAAAUGGAUGGAUACAGAAACGCUUUUGCUACUCUUCGGCAUGAUGGUACUAGUGGGCGUGCUUGCCGAGUCAGGCAUAUUCGAUUACUUCGCCGUGCAAGCAUACCGAAUAUCCAGGGGACACAUCUGGCCCAUGGUAAACAUAUUGUGCUUCUUUACCGCCACGAUCUCCGCCUUCGUGGAUAGUGUUACGAUGAUGUUGCUCAUUGCACCGAUCAUCAUAAAGCUGUGCGAAGUCAUGCAAGCCGAUCCGGUAUUGGUAUUGAUGUUUCUGGUGAUAUAUGCUAAUGUGGGCGCCGCCUCGACACCCGUCGGCGAUCCACCGAAUAUCAUAAUCACCACGAAUUCAUUUAUAUCUGCACACGAUGUCAACUUCGGAAAUUUCAUGUUGCACACGUUGCCUUGCGUGUUAUUGGCUUUGCUACAAACAUACAUACAGAUACGACUUACAUUUCGGAAAUUGGGCGUCGUGCCAUAUAAGGCAACAGCCGAAAGCGAGUUGCGACAGGGUGUCCACGCAUGGGAGCGCGCCGCCGCCGCCAUACAACCCUACUCACCGGAUACCAAGCAGCUAAAAAAGGUACUCAAACAGAAGGCACAACGAGUGAAAGAGCACAUUAGAAAACUAGGUACACGCAGAACGACAACAGCAAACUAUGAGGAAACAUUAGCCGAGCUGCGCGCAUCCCACGGCAUACGCAACAAAACGCUACUCAUCAAAUCCGUCAUUGCUUUUGCAUUUGUUAUGACUUUAUUCUUUAUGCACUCCGUACACGGACUGCAUCAGUUAUCGCUCGGCGAAUGCGCACUGCUUGGCGCAAUCAUGCUACUCAUACUGGCCGAUGUGCGUGACAUGGAAGCGGUGCUGGGUCGUGUCGAGUGGUCGACACUCAUAUUCUUUGGUGCGCUGUUCGUAUUAAUGGAAGCUUUAUCCGAAAUCGGCAUCAUUGCUGUGCUGGGUCAAAUGGUCGAGCAUGUGGUGCGAUCUGUGAGUGAAGAGCAACGUCUACUCGUUGCUAUACAACUGCUGUUGUGGGUAUCGGCAAUAGCUUCGGCGUUUCUCGACAACAUUCCCGUAACGACGAUGAUGAUUCGCAUUGUGAUCUCUUUGUCACAGAAUAAGGAACUUCAUUUGCCGUUACAUCCGAUGGUGUGGACGUUGGCGUUGGGUGCCUGCUUCGGCGGUAACGGCACAUUAAUUGGCGGUUCUGCGAAUGUGGUGACUGCCGGUGUGGCCGAACAGCAUGGUUACUCGUUCACUUUCAAACGAUUUUUCUGCGUCGGAUUUCCACUGAUGAUCGGUAAUGUGAUCAUCACGUCGAUGUAUCUUUACGUUUGUCACGUGUGUUUUGAAUGGCACGAUCCGCCAUUGGAUUGA